UUAGCCUAUCGUUGAAUUUCUGUAACACAAUAUUGGAAAAGUGUCUAAUUAAAAAGUGUUAUAGCCAAACUGUUAUGCUUAAUCUGAAGGUUGAGCAUGGCUCAGAUAAAGUCAGAUCUACAUUAUUGGGAUUUUGUUUACAGUGAGCCACAUUUGGAGAACCAAUGAUCUAACUUUGGCAAAACAGUCCUUGAUAUAGGCCUAAUAUCUAUCACUGUCAAAUGUAUUCCAACACCUGACUUGUGUUUUACUUUAGGAUAGUAAAGCUAAAUGUUUGAUUUGAAGCAUAUACAGUAUUACUGUCUGUAUAUUGAAUGUGGUUUCAAUGUUAUUUAAUCAAACUUUCUUCUGUGUGAUAAUUCACAGGAAUGUGUUGCACAACUCAACAUGAGGGAGCUUCUCUCAGUUGGAAUGGAUGGCCCUAAUGUGAACUUCAAAGUCCUGGAUCUCCUUCAAAAGGAGCAUGCUGAGCUGUACGGAGGUGCUCAAGUCCUGAUGGUUGGGAGCUGUGGACUGCACACCCUCCACAAUGCCAUGAAGGCAGGCUUCACAGCCUGGCAAAUUGACAAACUCCUGCGCGCGCUCCAUUUUCUCUUCCACAACGUUCCUGCCCGAAGAGAGGACUACACCAACAUAACCGGAUCAUCCUGCUUUCCCCUCUCUUUCUGCGGCCACAGAUGGGUCGAAAAUGUGCCGGUUGCAGAGAGAUUCCUGGAAGUUUGGCCCAUGAUUCAGAAGUAUGUUGAUGCUGCUGAGGAGAAGAAGGUCCAAAAACCGAACACGGCCUCUUAUGACGUCAUCCUGGCAGCACUAGGAGAUGCACUCUUAAUGGCAAAGCUUCAAUUCUUCCUCGCCAUUGCGAGAAGUUUUAACCCAUUUCUUGUUAAAUACCAAACAGAUGAGCCAGUGUUGCCUUUUUUGGCAAAAGAUUUAACUGAGCUUCUGUUGGUGAUGUCAUCAUUCAACAAUUCACAUCCUUUCUCUCUGUCGUGGGCAGAGAAGAUGAGUUUGUUUCCUUCCAACCCCUGAGGCAGCGUCUCGAUGUCUUUCUCCACUCUAAACUCUGUAUGUCCCACCCUGACCUGCUAAAGUUCUGCCAAAGUGCUCUCCUCCUUUCCCAUGGACAGGCCACAGUAGAGAGAGGCUUCUCGGUGAAUAAAGAGGUAGAAACGUGUAACCUCCGUGAUGAAUCUCUCGAAGCCCUCAGGUUAAUCUGUGAUAAGGUAACUGUUUGUGGUGGCGUUCUUAAAGUUCCUCUGACCAAGGAGCUCCUGGCCUCUGCUGCUUCAGCGAGGUCACAAUACAGGCUAUACCUUGAGAGUGAGCGGAAAAAAAAGGAGAGCGCCACACAAGGGCUUAAGAGGAAAGCAGCAGAGAAGGAGCUUGAGGACCUCCGGAACCAGCGGCAGGUACUCAAUAGCGUGUGCCAUUCACUUGAAAAUGAUGCCGACAAGUAUGCAGAGAUGGCUGAGGGAAAGGCAGGAACAAAGAUGGCUGAGCUCAUCACAAAAUCCAACUCUCUUCGGAGAAGACACAGGGACAAAAAAGCAGACCUUCUCCAAGUGGAAAAAAUGAUAAAAGAAAAAGCCACACAGCUGAGGCACUUGUGACUGCAAUUUUAAUUAGCAACUCGUAUGUUUGCCUGUUGUUAAUAUCAUUGGUUAUGUUCUCUCUCUCUUGGUCAUUUUUUGUGUCCAGUGUUGAAGUUAUUAAGUUAUUAAGUUGUUUGUUAAAAAUACUAUUACAGUGUAAAGUUGCACUUUAUUGCCAUUUUUUUGAGGCCCUAAUUUAACCAUUUUGUUUCAGAUUCCAAUUCACAGUGUAGCUGUUCAUUCUAAAGGUCCAGUCUGUCUUCUAAUUGUCAUGGAAUUGUUACUUUUUGACAUUAAGUAAAAAAAACUAUGGACACUUGUGACUGCAAUUUUAAUUAGCAACUCGUAUGUUUGCCUGUUGUUAAUAUCAUUGGUUAUGUUCUCGCUCUCUUGGUCAUUUUUUGUGUCCAGUGUUGAAGUUAUUAAGUUAUUAAGUUGUUUGUUAAAAAUACUAUUACAGUGUAAAGUUGCACUUUAUUGCCAUUUUUUUUAGGCCCUAAUUUAACCAUUUUGUUUCAGAUUCCAAUUCACAGUGUAGCUGUUCAUCCUAAAGGUCCAGUCUGUCUUCUAAUUGUCAUGGAAUUGUUACUUUUUGACAUUAAGUAAAAACCUAUGGACCAAGGCCGGUGGGGACAUCUUGAUUAAUCCAACUCCUAUGUUAGAGUUCCCUCUUACUUCAAUGUUGCUCUCUCGC
Messenger RNA from Gadus chalcogrammus (walleye pollock), 2286 nucleotides. RefSeq lists its product as uncharacterized. The record is from RefSeq and is a predicted model, not a curated record. Lineage: Eukaryota; Metazoa; Chordata; Actinopteri; Gadiformes; Gadidae. The coding region runs from base 388 to 1029 and encodes 213 amino acids. The transcript has 2 exons.